Messenger RNA from Solenopsis invicta (red fire ant), 810 nucleotides. RefSeq names its product 60S ribosomal protein L9 (gene RpL9). Bases 156 to 728 code for a protein of 190 amino acids. The transcript is spliced from 4 exons. Gene Ontology annotation, biological process: cytoplasmic translation. The record is from RefSeq and is a predicted model, not a curated record. Gene Ontology annotation, cellular component: cytosolic large ribosomal subunit; ribosome. Gene Ontology annotation, molecular function: rRNA binding; structural constituent of ribosome. Lineage: Eukaryota; Metazoa; Arthropoda; Insecta; Hymenoptera; Formicidae.
AAAGAUUAUAGCGUCAUCUGGCGUAACAGCAAGAAAAUAAUUGAAGGAUAACGGAAAGGCGUGCUCCACUCUAUGUAUUCGUUGCACGAGCGUUUGUAGCGAGUGUAGCGACGCCUCUUUCUCGGUCUUUUCCGGUUGCAUGGCGGAUUAUAAGAAUGAAGCAGAUAGUCACUAAUCAAACGGUUAAAAUCCCAGAGGGAUUGACUGUUACAGUCAAGUCCCGUCUGGUAACUGUAAAGGGACCGAGAGGUGUAUUGAAAAGAUCCUUCAAACACCUUGCACUCGAUAUUCGUAUGAUCAGCCCGAGGUUAUUGAAAGUGGAAAAAUGGUUCGGUACGAAAAAAGAAUUAGCUGCCGUUCGUACUGUAUGCUCGCAUAUUGAGAAUAUGCUUAAAGGUGUGACGAAGGGCUAUCAGUACAAAAUGCGAGCUGUAUAUGCUCACUUUCCUAUCAACUGUGUGACUACGGAGAACAACACAGUUAUAGAAAUCCGUAAUUUCUUGGGCGAGAAGUACAUACGUCGCGUCAAAAUGGCACCAGGUGUGACUGUUGCCAAUUCGGGUAAACAGAAGGAUGAACUUAUUAUAGAAGGAAACUCCUUAGAGGAUGUAUCUCGGUCAGCUGCCCUUAUUCAACAGUCUACCACGGUAAAAAAUAAAGAUAUUCGUAAAUUUUUGGAUGGACUUUAUGUGUCCGAAAAAACAACAGUUGUACAAGAUGAUGAAUAAAUUCUUCAAUGUAUGACUGAAUAAUAGAAUUUAUACACUUUUAUUCACCCGAUAUUGAAAUAAAUGUAUAUGUUUUUAAUUA